AUGAAAAUUUUUAAGUCAAAAAAAGAUGAACCCAAAAAGAAAGUUACUGUCACCAUCGUAUUUUAAUUUAUCUUAACUUAGUAAUAACUAUCCAUGUUAUUUAUGAAAUCAAGGGAAUAUAUUAAUUUAGACAAAUAGAAAAAAAUCAAUGAAGCUAUGUAGCAGGAAACUUUAUUAUUGAACAUGCUCAAGGCUCCUUAGAGAAAUAGGAAAGACGAAGAAACUCAAAUCAUCAAAAUUGUUAAUCUUAUUAAUACUAUCGAAGCUUAUGAUAAGGCAAUUAUUCAAAUAGGCAACGUCGAUCAAUUCAAGAGUCAAAUUGUAGCAAGCUAAGGUGACCCAACCAAAGUCUCACAAUACAUCCCUUAUAUCGCCAGUGUGUGUUACUACAUAGAAAAUACCAAUGAUUUAAGAGGUGCUGUUGAUCUCAAAUUGCAAUUAAAUGAAUACUACGGAUGUGAUAUUGCCAACUCCUUUGAAAAAUCAGUCGAUCCCUAAGCUAAAACUUUGUUUGGUAUUUUAAAUCUCUAAUCUCCAUCUGUCCAAAAAUAUGCUUAAGACUUCAGUAAGAAAUAUUAGAUCCCUGAUGUCCCAGGAUUAAACUAUCAACCAUAAUAAUAAUAAAAUGCUAAUUAAUAUCAUCAACCAACAUAAGGAGGCUAUCCAUAAUAAGGAGGCUAUCCAUAAUAAGGAGGCUAUCCACAAUAAGGGGGUUAUCCAUAAUAAGGAGGCUAUCCAUAAUAAGGAGGAUAUCCAUAGUAAGGAGGAUAUCCAUAGUAAGGAGGAUAUUAACAAUAGCAACCUCAACAAUAUCCAUAACAAGGUAACUAUUAAUAAUCAUAUCAAACAUCAUAACAUCCAUAAUAUCAACAAUAAAUCCCAUAGCAAAAUAAUUUCUAUCCUAAUUCUUAAACAAAUAAUCAAGGAAUAUAAUAAAGUUCUAAUCCAUAUGGAUAACUGCAAUUUAAUUAAUAGAAUAUUUACUAAAAUAAUCCAAAUGUUUAUUAACCUUAGAUUUCUCAGCCUUAAAUUGGAAUAAAUCCAAAAUAGAACGCCAACUACAAUUAUCCAUAACAAUUACAAUCAAUAUACAAUACAUCAUCCUAAUAAUAAAAUAAUAGCAUUGCAUUUUUACCUUUAUAAUAAUAAUCUUAAUUUAAAUAACCAUAAAUUCAGUCAUAAUAAUAAGCAUAGGUGGUAGAUCCAUUUGCCAUACUUAAUCAAACAAGCAAUUAAAUGAUGGUAGAGUUGCCUCUUCCCCCUAAAUAAUCAAAUUUCUAAUCCAAUAAUCCAUAGAGCUAAAAUGGAGGUGGAUUUACUUCCAAUUUGCCAGUCCCUCCUCCUGAUGAGUAGGUACCAUUUAAGUCUUAGAGCUCUCAAGAUUAAAAUAAAACUGGAAGCUUUGGAUAGAUCAAUUCAAUAGGGAAUAGUUAGAAUGCAAGGGGAACCUAAUUCACCGAUCCAUUGAGUGAUGAUAACAUCUUUUAGACUACAACAAUUGGUUAAGACAUGACAUAUAGUAUGCCUUUUGCUGUGGAUUAGACAAAGCAGGAAGUUCCAUUAAAAAUAAAUCAUGAUUUACGCUCUUUAGAAAUCCUACACAAGUUCAAGACUGGGAUUUCAUAAUCUAUUAAUGAUUCAUUGAAUUAAUUACAGAGAGUUGGUCUUAGUUUAUGAAAAGAAUAAUGCAUAUAUUUCUAUAAAAAAUAUAAUUGUAUUGA
Paramecium tetraurelia is the source of this 1721-nucleotide messenger RNA. RefSeq lists its product as uncharacterized. The record is from RefSeq and is a predicted model, not a curated record. NCBI's taxonomy places the organism in Eukaryota, Ciliophora, Oligohymenophorea, Peniculida, Parameciidae. The transcript has 5 exons.